AUGGAAUGUUGUAAGAAAGUUGGAGUUGAAGGUGACAAACUUCAGCUAGAUUCCUUUGGGAUUGAACUUGAUAUCCCUCCCGGUGCAAUUGACGGCAAAGCGCCACAGGACAUUUCUCUUCGUGUCCUGACAGAUACUCCAAAUCUUGGAAACAGCAAAGCCGAGAUGUCAGUAUGCUUUGGUGUACAGUGUUUAGCCCCUGAUGACUUAGUUCUGAAGUUACCGGUAACUUACACAAUACCUCACUGUGCUGUGAGUUCACGAUACUCCAGUGUGGAGGCAGUCUUAUACACAGGAGAGGGAGAAUACUCACCCGAUGCCGUUGUUAAAGAACGAAUCGUGUUGUCGAGGUCUGGAACACCUAGCGUCAUCAUCAAGAAAGAUGUACUCAUACUGAAGAUGAACCACUUUUCAUGGGCGAAGGUUAAGUUCAUCAUCAGUCAAUUCUUCUUCCGAGAAAAGAGGAUGUGCUGUCGGCCGUUUAAAGAAAAGAACUUAGCUUUGCAGACGAGAUCUGUCAUCUUACAUGCGCACCUCUAUGACGACAUCAAAGGGAACAGCGAGUUGGUAAAACUCGAAGAAAGGGAAUAUUUCAUACCUGCCAAUAUGGAACAACGGCUCUCUAUUCGGACAGCAGAAGGUGCUCUCAAAAUGACCUGUUACCUAAGGAAUACAGUAAUUGGAGGACCUGCUGUUGUCUCCUUUGACAAACUAAUGAGUGGAGAAAGGAUCUGUGUGCCCUUUGAAUUGGACUUCACCAACCAGUCAGAUAGUGUUGCAGUGUCACUUAUAGUAGAACGAAAUGGGAAACUGGAAUGCCAUUUCAUAUUUCGAUUGGAAGACGGAAGACAGGAAGCUUCUCCACAAGAUCAAGCUUCCGCUGAAGUGGUAGCCGCCACGGGAGUGGUAGCCGGAGAUGACGCUGCUCAAGGAGGUAACAUAUAG
Messenger RNA from Strongylocentrotus purpuratus (purple sea urchin), 945 nucleotides. RefSeq lists its product as uncharacterized. The record is from RefSeq and is a predicted model, not a curated record. Gene Ontology annotation, molecular function: netrin receptor activity. Bases 1 to 945 code for a protein of 314 amino acids. Gene Ontology annotation, biological process: netrin-activated signaling pathway. NCBI's taxonomy places the organism in Eukaryota, Metazoa, Echinodermata, Echinoidea, Camarodonta, Strongylocentrotidae. Gene Ontology annotation, cellular component: membrane. The transcript has 5 exons.